Messenger RNA from Malania oleifera, 2157 nucleotides. Its product is annotated as probable inactive purple acid phosphatase 27. Bases 1 to 1956 code for a protein of 651 amino acids. The record is from RefSeq and is a predicted model, not a curated record. Gene Ontology annotation, molecular function: acid phosphatase activity; metal ion binding. The transcript is spliced from 13 exons. NCBI's taxonomy places the organism in Eukaryota, Viridiplantae, Streptophyta, Magnoliopsida, Santalales, Ximeniaceae.
AUGAAUUUUCCCUCUUUCCUCUCGGAAUGCUUCUCUGCCUCUUGGGUUUUUGGAAUUUUAGUUCUCUGUUUUCUCAGUUUCGUCACGGGUUCUUCUUCUUUUUCUUUGUCUUCUCCUUCUUCUUAUCCUCCCGUGGUCAUGGACAUCGCAGCUGAGUUUCAUAAUUACACCGCGAUAUCGGAGUUUCGGAUGAUGAACAGAAGACACUUGAUGCACUGUCUGGAUCCAAAUAAGUUUAUUCUAAUCAAUGUAAGUUCCAAUGCUACCAUUGGUGAUGAAGAAUUUAUCACAGUUAAUGUCAGCGGAAUUUUAAGGCCUGAAGAGGGGGAUUGGAUUGCUAUGAUCACUCCUUCAAAUUCCAGGGUAUCAGCUUGUCCUCUUGAUCGUUUAAUGUAUGCGCAGACGGGUGAUCUCAGUAAACUUCCUCUUCUCUGUCACUACCCUGUUAAGGCACAGUUUUUGUCUAAUGAUCCAGAGUAUCUUGGCUGCAAUAAGAAGGAAUGUAAGAGUUACAAUGCAGAAGGUCAAUGUGAGAUCUCGACCUGCAGCAGUUCCUUAUCAUUCCAUGUCAUCAACAUCAGAACCGACAUUCAAUUUGUGCUUUUCGCUGGUGGGUUUGAAACUCCUUGCAUUUUGAAAAUUUCGAAUAAUCUGAGUUUCUCCAAUCCGAGAAAGCCAUUGUACGGACACCUCUCAAGCAUAGAUUCGACUGGAACAUCGAUAAGAUUGACGUGGGUAAGCGGAGAUCAAGCACCUCAACAAGUUCAAUAUGGAGGCAAAUCGCAAACAUCACAAGUUUCUACAUUCUCGCAGCAGGAUAUGUGCACUUCUCCCAUACCAAGUCCUGCCCACGAGUUUGGUUGGCAUGACCCGGGAUAUAUUCAUUCAGCAGUAAUGACAGGCCUUCAACCUUCAAGCACCUUCUCCUACAGAUAUGGAAGUGAUUCUGUUGGAUGGAGUGAUCAAAUCCAAUUCCGGACUCCACCUGCCGCAGGAUCGGAUAAACUUAAAUUUCUCGCGUUUGGUGACAUGGGAAAGGCUCCUCUUGAUGCUUCUCUCGAACACUACAUUCAGCCAGGAUCGGUCGCAGUGGCCAAAGCCAUGGCUGAUGAAGUUGCUUCUGGUGAUGUAGACUCCAUCUUCCACAUUGGAGACAUAAGUUACGCCACUGGUUUUUUGGUAGAAUGGGAUUACUUCCUCUAUCAGAUCUUCCCCGCUGCUUCUCGAGUUUCUUACAUGACAGCAAUUGGAAACCAUGAGAGGGACUAUGUAGACUCAGGGUCAAAGUACAUCACUCCUGACUCAGGCGGGGAAUGUGGAGUGCCUUAUGAAACUUAUUUUCAGAUGCCAACACCAGCCCAGGAUAAGCCAUGGUACUCCAUUGAACAAGCAAGUGUUCACUUCACAGUAAUUUCAACUGAGCACAGCUGGUUUGAAGAUUCAGAACAGUAUGAAUGGAUGAAGAAAGACAUGGCCUCAGUUAAUCGAUCGGUAACCCCUUGGUUAAUUUUCACUGGACACAGGCCCAUGUACAGUUCAUGCACAUUUGGACCCCUGCCUGGCGGUGUGGAUCGCGAGUUUGUAGGGGCUGUAGAGCCAUUACUACUGACCAACAAGGUUGAUCUUGUUCUGUUUGGCCAUGUUCAUAACUACGAGAGAACCUGCGAGGUUUAUCAAAGUCAAUGCCGUGGUAUGCCUACGAAAGAUGCAGAUGGUAUGGAUGUAUAUGACAACAGCAACUACACUGCUCCAGUUCAAGCAGUCAUUGGAAUGGCUGGCUUCACCUUAGACAAGUUCCCCGAAAACAAUACGGAGAGUUGGAGUUUGUCAAGGGUUUCGGAAUAUGGAUAUGUAAGAAUUAUUGCGACAAGGGAUGAACUGACGUCAGAGUUCGUGAACGCGAAUUCGAGAGAAGUAGAGGACAGCUUCCGCAUCAUCAAAAAGCAAGCUUCUUAACUAUACAGACAAACAGAGAGAGAGAGAGAGAGAGAGAGAGAGAGAGAGAGAGAGAGAGGGAGAGAGUGAAAUCAAAUUAGAAAGUAGGAAUUGUAUGGGGCGAUAGAAGGCAGAGCUAGAUCUUUGAGAGGGUGUAGGAGCUGUGGACAUGCAUUCAUUCUUCUUCCCUUGUGGUAUGCUUUUCUAAUUAAAUUUAGCAGA